Molecule: messenger RNA, 2002 nt
Organism: Scleropages formosus (Asian bonytongue)
Lineage: Eukaryota; Metazoa; Chordata; Actinopteri; Osteoglossiformes; Osteoglossidae
Gene: pgk1
Product: phosphoglycerate kinase 1
Exons: 11
Coding region: 126-1379 (417 amino acids)
Biological process (GO): gluconeogenesis; glycolytic process
Cellular component (GO): cytosol
Molecular function (GO): phosphoglycerate kinase activity; ADP binding; ATP binding
Source: RefSeq, a predicted model, not a curated record
GACGUGCCUCCUCCGUGUGGUAAGGUGACCCGCAUUCGGGAUCUGCUCAGUAACGGCGCGGAGGGAAGAGGACCGAGAAGAAAAGGAGCCGAACUUAGCCGAGCAGGUGCAGAAGAGCGGUCAACAUGUCUCUGUCCAACAAGCUCACCUUGGACAAGGUGGAUGUGAACGGGAAGCGCGUGCUAAUGAGGGUUGAUUUUAACGUACCCAUGAAGGACAAGCAGAUCACAAACAACCAGAGGAUCAAGGCUGCGAUCCCUUCCAUUAAGUACUGUCUCGACCAUGGGGCCAAAGCUGUGGUCCUCAUGAGCCACCUGGGGAGGCCCGAUGGCGUCCCCAUGCCUGAGAAGUUCUCUCUCGAACCCGUUGGUGCAGAGCUUAAGACCCUCCUUGGCAGGGAUGUUCUCUUCCAGAAAGACUGCGUGGGUCCUCAGGUGGAGAGCGCCUGCGCCAACCCGGCUCCCGGUUCGGUCAUCCUGCUGGAGAACCUGCGUUUCCACCUGGCCGAGGAAGGCAAGGGCAAGGAUGCUGCGGGCAACAAGACCAAAGCCACCCAGGAGCAGAUCGACUCGUUCCGAGCCUCCCUGUCUAAACUGGGUGACAUCUACGUGAACGAUGCUUUUGGAACUGCCCACAGAGCUCACAGCUCCAUGGUGGGUGUGAACCUGCCCCAGAAGGCUGCAGGUUUCCUCAUGAAGAAGGAGCUCGACUACUUUGCAAUGGCUCUGGAGAAGCCGCAGCGGCCGUUCCUGGCUAUUCUGGGAGGGGCUAAGGUGAAAGAUAAGAUCCAGCUGAUCAACAACAUGCUGGACAAAGUCAAUGAGAUGAUCAUUGGUGGAGGCAUGGCCUUCACUUUCCUCAAGGUCCUCAGAAACAUGGAGAUCGGCACCUCCCUGUUCGACGAAGAGGGCUCCAAGAUCGUCAAGGACCUGAUGGCCAAAGCUGAGAAGAACGGUGUGAAGAUCACCCUGCCUGUCGACUUUGUUAUCGCCGACAAGUUUGAUGAGAACGCUGCCACUGGGACCGCCACCGUGGAGAAGGGCAUCCCUGCCAACUGGAUGGGUCUGGACUGUGGGCCAGAGAGCUCAAAGGCCUUUGCUGAAGCUGUAGGCAGAGCCAAGCAGAUCGUGUGGAACGGACCCGUCGGUGUGUUUGAGUGGGACAAGUUCUCUCAUGGAACCAAGAACCUGAUGGACAAGGUGGUUGAGGUCACCAAGAGUGGCUGCGUCACCAUCAUCGGUGGGGGAGACACAGCCACAUGCUGCGCCAAGUGGGACACCGAAGACAAGGUCAGCCAUGUGAGCACAGGAGGCGGAGCCAGCCUGGAGUUGCUGGAAGGUAAAGUCCUGCCCGGAGUGGAUGCCCUCAGCAGCGUGUAAUUGGCAUGGAGGGGGGUGUCAGGCGGAGGAGAAACGGAGCACAGAGCCCCAUGGAAGCCCAACCUCAUUCGCUCUCCCUAUAGCCAUCAUCACCAUGGCAACACCACCAAUCAGCUCCCUGCACCACACUGCAUGCUGGCUCAAGACCAACUUCUGCAACAGUGGCGACAGAGGGACGGCGAGACUGAGCAACACACACACACACACACACACACACACACACACACACACACCCCCCCCCCCCAGUCAGCCAGCUUCCUCUCUGCCUCUCCCUCCUUCUAAAUGGCAGCAGCCCCAGACCUGUCCAAAGUGCUCUCUCUGUGCUGUGGUUUCACUGCGCUUGUUUCAUUCGGGAAUUCGGUGCUUUGAGGUCAUCUCUGUAUCGGCGUGGCAUUUGCGUGUGUCUUCUCGUGUCACUUUGUGUAGCGUGCCGCCAACCAUCACGGCCUGUAACCUUAGGUUGUCUCGUACAGAGUUUUGUACUCAUUUGCUCCUAGUCAAGUGUUGGACCUGAAUUAUGGCACCGUCUCCUGUAGGGUAGGCCAGUAGGGGUCCCUAGAACGGUUUAGUCUGAUCAUGUGGCCCACUCUGCUUACAAAAUAAACAUAUUUAAAAUACUAAAA